UGUUUAACAGAGAAAGAAGAUUGAUAUUUAAACUCUUUGCACAUAUGCAUGUGUACACACUCUUAACAUCUGUUGAUCCGAAAGGAAAUAACUAGCUUUUGAAAUGGUGGUGGUUGAGAUUGAAGGUUUGUUCAACUAUGCCAUGAAAGGCCAAUGGAGAGAAGUUUUAGAGGCCUAUGAGAAUAACCCUCAAACUUUGGAAGCAAAGAUCACAAAAGCAGAGGACACUGUCUUACACAUUGCUGUCUACAUGUCCCAAACCAAAUUUUUGACGACCCUAUUGGAGAAUAUAAGAGAAGAUGUGUCUCUUGAUGUCCUACAAUUACAGAACUCAAAGGGAAACACUCCUUUACAUCUAGCAGCAGAGCUUGGGAAUGUGGACAUUUGCAACAGUGUUUCCAAAAGAGAUCACAAACUCAUUUUGUGCCGGAAUUUUGAAGGUGAGACCCCUCUCUUUUUGGCAGCUUUUCAUGGCAUGAAAGAUGCAUUUUUUUGCCUCCAUGGUCACCUACAAAACAAAGAGGACUAUUCACCAUGCAUAAAGAGCAACGGGGACACAAUUCUUCAUUCUACCAUCUCUAAUGAAAGUUUUGGUUUGGCACUUCAAAUAAUUCACUUAUACCCAAAACUUGCGGAUUCUCUCAAUGAGGAUGGCUUGUCACCUCUUCACAUUCUUGCUAGGAAGCCUAAUUGUUUCAAAAGCAGCACUGGGAUGCAGUUCCUUGAUUGUGUCAUCUAUAAUUGUUUGAUUAUCUAUGAGCUGAAGGAAGAAACAGAGGACCUCAGUAACAAUAAAGGAGACACACAAAUUUUUAACUAUCCAAUGAACUACGGAACAUGCAUCAGAUUCUUAUAUUUGUUGAAGAAUAUGGUUAAAGUUAUAACAAUAGGCACAAAAGAUAGUGAAAAAGCAGCAACUAGUGAUGAAGAAAAUUUCUCAUCACCCAAUCUCAAAUGUGAAAAAAAAAGUGGAAGGAAAGAAAAGAAGCUCAAUCGGUUCCCUCCGAAUUGGGAAGUGAUCAUUCGAUUUCUAACCUUAAUGAUGAAGGGCUUGCUAGUCCUUUUUGGUGUGGGAGCAUCAUGGAUAGAGAAAAUCCAAAGGAAAAAGGAGAAACACAUGAGGGCUAAGCAAGUGAUGGAUGAAUUAAUUCAGAGAGCUUCUUUGUACAAGUAUGAUUAUACUGGAAAAAACUCCCUUGAUCUUCAACAUGACAUUGAUAAUAUGAAAAGGGGAGCUAUUGAGAAAAGGAGAAGGGUGUCACCAAUUUUAAUUGCAGCAAAGAUGGGAGUGACUGAAAUUGUGGAAAAGAUCCUGGAUACCUUCCAUGUGGCUAUUCAUGAUGUUGACUCUGAUAACAAGAAUGUUGUUCUUUUGGCAAUAGAAAAUAGGCAACCUCGUGUCUACAACUUGUUGAUGAAAAGGAAUUUAGUGAAGGAAAGUGCAUUUCGUCACAUAGACAAUCAAGGUAACAGUGCAUUGCACCUUGCUGCCACUUAUAAGGAACAUAGGCCUUGGAGAGUCCCUGGUGAUGCAAUGCAAAUGCAGUGGGAAUAUAAGUGGUAUAAGCUUGUUAAGAACUCCAUGCCACCAAAUUUCUAUGCACGUUACAAUAACAAGGGACAAACAGCAAAACAGGUCUUCAUUAGCACACAUGGAGAGCUUGUGAAAGAGGGAAGGAAAUGGCUUGCCAAAACCUCAGACUCAUACUCAGUAGUUGCAGCACUUGUUGCCACAGUUGCAUUCACAACCUCAACAUCAAUCCCUGGCGGCUCCAACCAGGAAAGCGGCACGCCACUCUUGAAUGGACAACUAGCUUUCAAGGUGUUUGCUGUGUCAUCACUUGGAGCACUAUGUUCCUCAGUCACAGCACUUGUUCUGUUCCUCUCAAUACUAACAUCAAGAUACCAAGAAAGAGAUUUUGCCAUGGAUUUGCCUAGGAAGCUGCUUCUAGGAAUGAGUUCACUGUGGACAGCUAUUACAUCCAUCUUGGUUUCUUUCUGUGCAGGACACUUCUUUGUGAUUGAAGAUGGACUCAAGUCUUAUACUUAUGUGAUAUAUGCUGUGACAUGUUUGCCAGUGUCAUUUUUUGUGUUGGUUCAGCUUCCUCUUUACUUGGAUCUCAUGUUGGCUAUUGUUAGGAAAGUUCCUCAACGCACCUAUAAGGUGUUCUCUCACUAGUUGUGUUUUGGAUUCAUUUGUUUGUUAA
Molecule: messenger RNA, 2207 nt
Organism: Lotus japonicus
Lineage: Eukaryota; Viridiplantae; Streptophyta; Magnoliopsida; Fabales; Fabaceae
Exons: 8
Coding region: 104-2179 (691 amino acids)
Molecular function (GO): protein binding
Source: RefSeq, a predicted model, not a curated record